Molecule: messenger RNA, 2901 nt
Organism: Styela clava
Lineage: Eukaryota; Metazoa; Chordata; Ascidiacea; Stolidobranchia; Styelidae
Product: rabenosyn-5-like
Molecular function (GO): metal ion binding
Source: RefSeq, a predicted model, not a curated record
UGAUUUCUUCUGUUUCUGGUUUUGCAUUAUUUUUGUCUUUAUCAGUUUAUGGCGGCGUUUUCGCCUUCUGGUAGUGGGAUGGAUUCGACUGAAGGGGAUUCUGUAAUGGAAGGUUUUCUAUGUCCAAUGUGUUUACAGGAUCUUCAGUCUUUUCAUAAUCUACAGUCUCAUUUUGAAUCAGAACACUCUAAUGAAGAUAAGGCUGUUAUGAGCCAAAUCAGAGGCCUGUUUUCCAAAGCUAAAGAUAAAUUAUUGGGAAGAGAAUAUGAAGAGGAUGAUGAUCGAAAUCCAUUUUCAAAUUUUCAAUCUUCAUCAUCAAACAGGAGUUUAUCGUUUGUAGAUCCAGCUUUUUGGGAACCUCAAGAAUUAGGUGUUACUAAAAGUCAUAUUGAUAAAUUUAAAUCUAUGAGGGAUGCAAGAAUUGACAGAGUCGUCAUUGAAACGAAUAAAAUAGUUAUUCGACUGGAAAAGCUUUUGAAACCAGUCAGGUUUAAUGGAAAACGUAAUCACAAAGCAUUUGAACAAAGUUUGGUGCCCUGGGUUCAAGACGAAGAUGUUCCAUUUUGUCCUACCUGUGGAGAUAAAUUUAAUGUUGCAAGAAGAAAACAUCACUGCAGACUCUGUGGUGCCAUAAUGUGUACAAAAUGUUCUAUCUUUCUACCAUUUCUUGUUGCUGAGGAAUUGAUAAAGCAAAUUAACAACACAAAUAUACAAUCUCCAACUCGUGCUUAUCGUAAUAAUCUUCAACAAUCUGUAAACAAUAUACCCGAUGAGGAAAUUGAAAAAAUAUUCGUUCGAAUUUGUUACGAAUGUGACAAAGUUCUUCAACGUAAUAAAGAAAGACUUGAUCGAAGAUUUAAUCCAUCACUAUUGGUCACAUUGCACAAAAAAAUGCAGACAGCUAUGGAGUCUGCAGUGAAUUCAUCUCCAGAGUUUCAAAAGAUGGCUGAAUCAUUAAACAAUGGUGAAGAAGAAUAUAAAUUAGAUGCAGCAACUGAAAAAAGACUUCGAUUAAUGCAAAUGUUUGAAGCAGUAGAUGUUAUAAGUAAAAAAAUUGCAGCACUUGAUACACAAGAUGAGGAUGAUCCUCCAACACAGGGUGAACUCAAAUUGCAAACAUCUAUUCGGCGUGCAGCAUGUGGCUUUUUGCAAGAAUACAUGCUUAUUUUACCUUCACUUCCUUCACAACCGAAAUUAACUGUAUUGCAAGCUCAGCGAAGAGCGGAAAAUGAGAGAAGAUUACGACAACAAAGAAUAGAAGCACAACGAUUACGGGAUGAAGAAAAAAGAAAGCAAGAGGUUGAAAGAUUACAAAAAGAGAGGGAUGAAUUAGAACGGGCAAGAAAAGAAGAGCAAAUGCAGCAAAUGAAUGACACUGUGGCUUAUUCUACUUUCUCAAACAGUAAUAACAGACCGAAUGUAUUGAUUGUUAAAGAUUCUGGUUGGAGUGCUGACGCCAUUUCAAUUGCAUCAAACUCUUCAAAACACAGCAAAUUACUAAAUUACACAAGUGAUGACGAAGAAGAUUUGGGAAGAAAUGGUUCUGCUGCUGAAUCUAAUGCUGAUGAUCCAUUGAAUCCAUUGUUAGAACAAAUAGAAUAUGUAAAAGAAUCUGCAAAACAGGCACGUGCUGCUGGCAUGGAAGCUGAGGCCGAAAGUUUGGAAAGAAAUAUGGAGGAAUUGAAAACUGAAUACAGAAGACAACAAACUGCAAGAGCAUUCGCAGUGGUUACACCUUCUACACCUCCAGAAGGAAACCCGUUUGAAGUAGCAAGCAUGUCGUCGCAAAACAGUUUUAAUUUAUCAUCAAGACGAAACGACACUGGUGAAGACCCAUUAUUACAACAAAUUCAAUAUAUUACACAAUGUGUGGAUGAAGCGACUUUUGCUGAACGUUACGACGAAGCCCGUAUUUUAAGUGAAAACCUGCAGGAACUCAAAGAUAUAUAUAAUCGUUCUAAAUCUUGAUAAGUAAUUAGAAUUGGUGCACUCAUAUACAGAGUGACUUCAAAAAUGGAAUCUAUAACUUUCUCAUAUAUUUCUAUGGAAAUUUAUUUAACGCUUGAACUUCAGUUUGUGUAUGAUUGUAUGCGAAAGUCCAGUAAUAUAGGAUACUUUGCACAAAAGUUAUGUUCUCUCUAGAUUCUAGAAUAUGUAACAAUGUAUGUGUACCGAUGUGGGGGUAACUAAUUUUGUUCGCCUACUUUACAUCAAGUUGUGUAAAGGGUCUGGGGUAUAUUCACUUGGCUAACACAAACAGUCCCGGAACUCGUAAUAGAACUAAAAUAAAUCUUGAUAAAAUUAUGACCUAAUCCUAACAUGCAUACGGGAGUACCCAUGUUUCAAAUGACCUGAUGCUUUUACCUAUUUAGAUAUGUCAUUUGAAUUAAUUGAACUACAUAAUUCAUACUAAUUUGAAAUUUGUUUUGUAAUUUAUUAUAGACGUGUUUACAAUCCAUUGAAAAUGCAUGCAUGUUUUCUUGAUUGUAGAGUUCUUAUUUAUUGAAAUGUGUGUACUUUGGCAUGACGAGUAAUUUUUUUGUUUUUCAGCAGUGUUAUAAAAUAAAUAUUUAUAUAUUAUGGUGUUUCGUGAUUGUUUCUUAUAAAUUAUUAUUCAUACAAAAUUGUUUAUUUCAUAAUAUUCUAUAUUAUUGAGACGAUUAGCCAGUAUUGUUAGAUCUACUGCUAAUAAGUUUCUAAUUAAUAAUAGUCCUUCUUACCUGAAAAAAGGUGUAACAUGGUCUAAAUGUGAUCCAUUAAUUCAAAGUUUUCUGUUUAUUACAGUUUUGUUUUAUUGUUGUAGCAAAAUUCUUUAUUUCACAAUCAUCACUGUUGCAUAUUUUUAUUUGAUUUUCGAAAGACAUUGGAGGUAUUGCAAUAAACAUUCAUCAAUUUUAUCAA